Molecule: messenger RNA, 834 nt
Organism: Chanos chanos (milkfish)
Lineage: Eukaryota; Metazoa; Chordata; Actinopteri; Gonorynchiformes; Chanidae
Gene: lect2.1
Product: leukocyte cell derived chemotaxin 2, tandem duplicate 1
Exons: 5
Coding region: 49-555 (168 amino acids)
Source: RefSeq, a predicted model, not a curated record
AGGAUACAUACAUCUGUGACAGAGGGAGAAGCUUUCAUUUGACCAAACAUGAAAACCGUCAUACUUCUGACUGUGCUGGCUUCAGUGGUGCUCUGCAGCCCACAGGGACAAAACAGGGAAUCUGUGAAAUUUGGUGCACUCUGCAGUGGUAACCCCACCAACAGGAAGAGAGGGUGUGAUGCGGCGAAAUAUGGCUGUGGAAACUAUGGGGCCAGCCGUUCUGGUGGGAAGCGUAAACAUGUGGGCCUGGACAUUAUUUGCGCUGAUGGAGCAACGGUCUACGCACCUUUUGACGUCACACUGAAUGGCAAAGCUGUUCCUUACUCGAUUACUGAUAAGAAGGAUAAACGAAUUCCGAUAAACGACGGCAUCAACCUUAGAGGAGAAGGUUUGUGCUUUAAGCUGUUCUACGUGAAGCCUGAUAGUUACCGUGGGACUGUGAAGAAGGGUCAGAAGAUUGGCAAGCUUCUGCCCAUACAGAGGGUUUACCCCGGCAUGACUUCCCAUGUUCACGUCCAGAUGUGUGACAAGUCUGACCCCACCAAAUAUUUCUGAUGACCAUGGAGUUAAAACUUACUCAUAUUGACUUUAACAAGCCUUUUCUCUUAAAGUGUUUCCUUUCUUACUUUUUUUUUUCUCAAUCUGCGUGCAUUCAUAUAUGAGUAUCAACGAUAUAUGACUUCACUUAUUAGAUCAGUAUAAGAUUAGUUAGCUGGCUUAAUCCUUUGUGUGAAUGAUUGUUUUUAAUGAGCUCAUGCGAUGACUGUCUUUGCCUCACUUUUCACUGUUUUUUUCCAUAAAGUUUUAUGAACUGUGAUUUCAUUAAAGAAGAUU